This is a messenger RNA of Canis lupus familiaris (dog), 1629 nucleotides long. RefSeq names its product H1.5 linker histone, cluster member (gene H1-5). NCBI's taxonomy places the organism in Eukaryota, Metazoa, Chordata, Mammalia, Carnivora, Canidae. Gene Ontology annotation, molecular function: structural constituent of chromatin; DNA binding. The record is from RefSeq and is a predicted model, not a curated record. Gene Ontology annotation, cellular component: nucleosome. Gene Ontology annotation, biological process: nucleosome assembly. Bases 47 to 727 code for a protein of 226 amino acids. The transcript has a single exon.
UUUCGUUUUUCCGGUUCUCUUCCUGCAGCGGCUUCUGCUCUCGGCCAUGUCGGAAACUGCUCCCGCUGAGACGGCUGUCCCGGCGCCGGUGGAGAAGUCACCUGCCAAAAAGAAGGCCACCAAGAAGGCAGCGGGCAGUGGCGCUGCGAAGCGCAAGGCGUCCGGGCCCCCGGUGUCCGAGCUCAUCACCAAGGCGGUGGCCGCGUCCAAGGAGCGCAACGGUCUCUCCUUGGCCGCGCUCAAGAAGGCGCUGGCGGCCGCCGGCUACGACGUGGAGAAGAACAACAGCCGCAUCAAGCUGGGCCUCAAGAGCCUGGUGAGCAAGGGGACCCUGGUGCAGACCAAGGGCACCGGCGCCUCGGGCUCCUUCAAGCUCAACAAGAAGGCGGCCUCCGGGGAGGCCAAGCCCAAGGCCAAGAAGGCGGGCGCGGCCAGAGCCAAGAAGCCCUCCGGGGCCACUCCUAAGAAACCCAAGAAAGCGGCGGGGGCGAAGAAAGCCGUGAAGAAGACCCCCAAGAAGGCCAAGAAGCCUGCAGCCGCCGGUGUCAAAAAAGUAGCAAAGAGCCCUAAGAAAGUUAAAACGUCUGCCAAGCCUAAGAAGGCGGCCAAGAGUCCUGCCAAGCCCAAGGCGGUGAAGCCCAAGGCCGCCAAGCCAAAGGCUGCGAAGCCAAAGGCCGCGAAGCCCAAACCUGCCAAGGCCAAGAAGGCGGCCCCGAAAAAGAAGUAGGAAGUUUUUGCCCCUUGAAAAAGCCGACAAAGCCCCAAAGGCUCUUUUCAGAGCCACCCAGGUUUUUUUAAAAACAGCUGUACACUUAGACACAAAUCUUGGUAAUGGUUAUGUAGCUUAAUAUAAGGCAUUUUGGAAAACCCUGCGCUGUGUGCGGUCGAACCAAUUGGUUCGGUGCUACGGUUCGGUACUACAACUGUGGUCCCACCGUUUCCCAGGGAAUAUUUUGGUUUGGGAGUUUUUUACUAUAGAAGUCUAAUUCUUUUCCUCCUAGCCUUGGCAGCAGCACGGCCUGGAUGUUGGGCAGGACGCCGCCCUGCGCGAUGGUCACGCGGCCCAGCAGCUUGUUGAGCUCCUCGUCGUUGCGGAUGGCCAGCUGCAGGUGGCGCGGGAUGAUGCGCGUCUUCUUGUUGUCGCGGGCCGCGUUGCCCGCCAGCUCCAGGAUCUCGGCCGUCAGGUACUCCAGCACGGCCGCCAGGUACACCGGCGCGCCCGCCCCGACCCGCUCCGCGUAGUUGCCCUUGCGGAGCAGGCGGUGGACGCGGCCCACCGGGAACUGGAGCCCGGCGCGCGACGAGCGCGUCUUGGCCUUGGCGCGAGCCUUGCCGCCCUGCUUCCCGCGACCUGACAUGAUGACAGACAACAGUGACUUGGAUCGGAACAGAUGGAGACCAAGUUUCAGUAUUUAUUAUAGUCCUUACUGGGCGCCAAAAUGAAGCUGUCCUAUUGGCUGAACUUCGACUUUCAUUAGAACCAAUGCAAUUCUGGUUUUCAAAUACCCUUAUUUUGAUUGGAUAGCUACAGGAUGCUAUCCAGAAUUUACCACAAAUCACUAGAGUUUAAUCUCCUUCGCGUGAGGCUGUGAGUAAAGACUGCACGUAGUAACUGUUAUUCUUUCCCCU